This is a messenger RNA of Neomonachus schauinslandi (Hawaiian monk seal), 438 nucleotides long. RefSeq names its product thioredoxin-like. Lineage: Eukaryota; Metazoa; Chordata; Mammalia; Carnivora; Phocidae. The record is from RefSeq and is a predicted model, not a curated record.
AUGCAUGCCCCACCCCCCCCCAGUUGCUAUAAAAGGAAGUUGCCUGUGAGCUCUUCCAUCUCCAUUCCGCCUUUUGAAGCCACAUUCAUGGUUGCUUGUCAGACCCCAGCUGCCAAAGUGGUGGAGCAGAUGGAGAACAAGUGUGCUUUUCAGGAGGUUGAACAGUUGAACAGUACAGAAGAUAAACUUAUAGUAGUUAACUUCUCAGCCAUGUGGUGUGGGCCUUGUAAAAUGAUCAAGCCUUUCUCUCGUUGCCUCUCUGAGAAGUAUUCCAACAUGGUGUUCCUUGAAGUCCACAUGGAUGAUGGUCAGGGUGUUGCUACAGAAUGUGAAGUCAUCAUGCCAAACUUCCAGUUUUAAAAAAAGGGACAAAAGGUGGGUGAGUUUUCUGGAGCUAAUAAGGGAAAACUUGAAGCCACCAUGAAUGAGUUAAUCUAA